This is a messenger RNA of Eucalyptus grandis, 837 nucleotides long. RefSeq lists its product as uncharacterized. The record is from RefSeq and is a predicted model, not a curated record. Bases 1 to 837 code for a protein of 278 amino acids. Lineage: Eukaryota; Viridiplantae; Streptophyta; Magnoliopsida; Myrtales; Myrtaceae. The transcript has a single exon.
AUGGGGAAUGAUAAUUCUGCUGUAAAGAAACUUAAAGAGCAUCUACAUUUGACUUUUCAUAUCAAAGACUUAGGGUCACCUAAGCAUUUUCUUGGAAUUGAGAUAGCUCGCUCAGAUCGGGGCAUCUCAUUAAGCCAACGGAAAUUUGUGAUGAAAAUAAUAUCAGAAGCAGGAUUAUCAGGCUGUAGACCAUCAGUCAUCCCUAUUGAGCAAAAUGCUAAAUUGACUUAUGUUGGCUAUGACACUGGCGUAUCCUCCUCUUCUGAUGAUCCGUUGUUACAAGAUCCCUCAGGAUAUCAGAGACUCGUGGGUAAAUUGAUAUAUCUCACCAUGACUAGGCCAGAUAUUUGCUAUGCAGUUCAGACUCUUAGUCAGUUUAUGCACAGUCCAAAGCAGUCUCACAUGAACGCAGCCUUGAAUAUUGUGAGAUACUUAAAGACCUGUCCAGGUUUGAGAAUACUUCUUUCUCGAAAGUGCAACGUGGAGAUUACGGCCUAUUGCGAUGCAGAUUAUGCCACAUGCCCUAUGAGUAGGAUGUCUAUUACUGGUUUCUGCAUCAAAUUUGGGGAAUCACUUCUUUCAUGGAAGACAAAGAAACAGUCUACCGAAUCUUUAUCAUCGGCUGAAGCUGAAUAUCGAUCUAUGGCCAAGACUGUUUGUGAGAUAGUCUGGUUAAGGGGUUUACUUCUGGAUCUCGGAGCUCCUGUUAAAGGACCAACUCUACUCAUCUGUGAUAAUGAUUCAGCACUCAAGCUUGCAGCAAAUCCUGUACUGCAUGAGAGGACAAAGCAUAUAGAAGUCGAUUGUCAUUUUACUCGAGAAAAGAUUCAAGAAUGA